Lutra lutra (Eurasian river otter) is the source of this 1104-nucleotide messenger RNA. RefSeq names its product forkhead box R1 (gene FOXR1). Lineage: Eukaryota; Metazoa; Chordata; Mammalia; Carnivora; Mustelidae. Gene Ontology annotation, molecular function: sequence-specific double-stranded DNA binding; DNA-binding transcription factor activity. Bases 163 to 1059 code for a protein of 298 amino acids. Gene Ontology annotation, cellular component: nucleus. The transcript has 6 exons. The record is from RefSeq and is a predicted model, not a curated record. Gene Ontology annotation, biological process: regulation of DNA-templated transcription.
CCGAGCCCGGGCUUUGAGGAAGUGGGGCGAGGCCUCAGUGUCUCGAGUAUCCCACCCCCUGCCGGGCGACCUCUCCUCUCUCUGAAGGUGGACCUGAAACUCCAACACCACGACCUCUGGGCCAGCCUCCAUGGCCAGGUCCCGGGCUUGCUGGACUGGGACAUGGGCAAUGAGUCCUUUCUGGCCUUCACCACCGCGCACCUGCCCCCGGCGGAGCAGAACCUUGCCAGAUAUAGACUCCGAAUAGUCGAGCCACCAAAAGAACCCGUGAACAAAACAGCCAGCCCUGAUGACGAUGGCCCAGCCCUUGAGCCCAACCUAUGGAUGUGGGUAAACCCCAACAUCGUGUUUCCCCCUGGAAAGCUGGAGGUCCGAGAACCUCGCCAGUGGGAGCAUCUGCCAAGCACACUCCCCUCCCCUCAGCUGCCCCCCAAAGAGCAAGACUUCGCCAACACCAGCUGCUCCUCGGAGGCCGCAGCGGUGGAGUCAGAGUCGCUGCCUUCUUCCAGCGAGCAGUCUCCCCCUCGGAAGCAGAAGCGGUUUGCCUCUUCCCCCAGCACCUGGGAGCUCACAGAAGAGGAGGCUGAGGACCAGGAUGACCGCUCCUCUGUGGCUCUCCCGCCCCCUCACAAAAGGGCCCCCCUCCAGAGUCGGAGGCUCCGGCAAGCCAACAGCCAGGAGGGGAGGCUCUGGUCCCGGCCCCCCCUCAAUUACUUCCACCUAAUUGCACUGGCAUUAAGAAACAGUUCCCCCUGUGGCCUCAACGUGCAACAGAUCUACAGUUUCACUCGACAACAUUUCCCCUUUUUCCGGACGGCUCCGGAAGGCUGGAAGAAUACCGUCCGUCACAACCUCUGUUUCCGAGACAGCUUUGAGAAAGUGCCGGUUGGCAUGCAGGUCGGAGCCAGCACGCGGCCCCGCUCCUGCCUCUGGAAGCUGACCGAGGAGGGACACCGCCGCUUUGCCGAGGAGGCCCGCGCCCUGGUCUCCACGCGCCUGGAGAGUAUCCAGCAGUGCAUGAGCCAGCCAGAUGUGAUGCCCUUCCUCUUUGACCUUUAACUCCAAGAAGCAGGAGUCAGCCCAUCCCGUAUUAAAGUUACCUGC